AUGUUGGGAGGCUGUUACUCCGGAGUUGCCAUCUGCCGUAAAGCUACCUCAUCCCACGAAUCUCUUGCCGCUGUCUUUCCAAACCUGCCGAUCACCUACUUACAGGCUGAGGCCAGGGCCAUAUCGCAGGCCGCGCAGGGAGAGGCCAGCAGGAACCCAGACACUAAGUCGAGGACCUCACCAGUUUAUGAGAACAUGUUUGUGGCUCUGUGGUCAGUGGCCACAGAAACAUCUGUAAAAGAUUGGGUCCAGUCUUUGGCCUACGUGGGAGAGGCUGCAGUCCUACCUGGGUAG
Messenger RNA from Knipowitschia caucasica, 294 nucleotides. The record is from the annotation of a GenBank genome assembly. Lineage: Eukaryota; Metazoa; Chordata; Actinopteri; Gobiiformes; Gobiidae.